Molecule: messenger RNA, 985 nt
Organism: Musa acuminata subsp. malaccensis (wild Malaysian banana)
Lineage: Eukaryota; Viridiplantae; Streptophyta; Magnoliopsida; Zingiberales; Musaceae
Source: RefSeq, a predicted model, not a curated record
CCUCUCGGAUGCAUCAGCCUGCCUCCAUUGAUUCGUCGAGAACUUCUCCGGGCGAUACUUACCGUCGUCGUCGUUUUCUUCUUCCUCAGCCACCCACGCGCUCGCCCACCGAAACCUUAACCUUAGAUUUCUCUCCCUCUCUCUCGCGUUCUCGCCCGGCGCUCCGAUGGCGUGGUCGACCCGGUUCCUCACGGCGGUGGCGUUCCUCGCGGUCGGCGUCGUCUUCGCGCCGGACGUACUCGGAUCGGGGCCGGAAUCCCCCGCGGCCGCCGUCUCCGCCGCCAAGCUGUGCCACCUCCUCGCCUUCGCCACCGCCUGGGGUGCCGCCCUCUGGGUCACCUUCAUCGGCGGCAUCAUCAUGUUCAAAUAUUUGCCGAGGCAUCAAUUCGGCAAUCUCCAGCGCAAGAUGUUCCCGGCGUACUUCAUGGUGGUGUCCGUGUGCGCGGCGGUUUCGGUGGCAGCGUUUGCCUACCUCCAUCCGUGGAGGUCAGCCUCAUCCAUCGAAAGGUAUCAGCUUGGGUUUCUGCUCUCUGCGCUCGGCUUCGACCUUUCCAACCUCCUCGUCUUCACGCCAAUGACCAUCGAGAUGAUGAAGAAGAGGCACAAGAUCGAGAGAGACCUGAACAUUGGCCAGGAAGUCGGAGGGGCAAAGAAUAAGGAAGCCGCAAAGACCAACCCGCAACUCGCUGCGAUGAACAAGAAAUUCGGUAUGAUCCAUGGCUUGUCUUCGCUUGCCAACAUCACGGCAUUCGGCAGCCUCGCGAUGCAUUCGUGGUAUCUAGCAGGGAAGCUUCACUUCUGAACGAAGGCAACACUGAUGCCGUCUGAGAGUUUCUCAUAUCUGCUCACCCAUGUUGUUUAGAUGGUCUUGAAUUAUAUAAAGUGUGGAGAUUUCUUUUACCUUCUAAUGGUUUAGACACUUAUUCGGCAGUGUGUCGAUGAUGACCACUAUUAUAAUGGAUUGAAAGAAGACUAUUGUUAUGUU